Molecule: messenger RNA, 4244 nt
Organism: Micromonas pusilla CCMP1545
Lineage: Eukaryota; Viridiplantae; Chlorophyta; Mamiellophyceae; Mamiellales; Mamiellaceae
Product: condensin complex component
Exons: 4
Coding region: 1-4008 (1335 amino acids)
Biological process (GO): sister chromatid cohesion
Cellular component (GO): nucleus; chromosome; cohesin complex
Molecular function (GO): ATP hydrolysis activity; protein binding; DNA binding
Source: RefSeq, a predicted model, not a curated record
AUGGCGCGCGGGUCCACCCGCGGGUCCAACCCGCGGUCGGAGCCGGACGGGAAGGAGAACGCGAUCGUCGUCAAGAGAGGCAUGAUCCAGCGCAUCGAGUGCGACAACUUCAAGUCGUACAAAGGCCAUCAGGUCAUCGGCCCGUUCAAGCAGUUCACGUCCAUCAUCGGGCCCAACGGAAGCGGCAAGUCGAACCUCAUGGACGCCAUCUCGUUCGUCCUCGGCGUGCAGUCCGCGCAGCUGCGAGGGACGCAGCUGAAAGACCUCGUCUACGCGUUCGACGUCGCCGACAGAGAGAAGAAACGCGCGGCGUACGUGCGUCUGGUGUACGAGACCGAGGAGGGCGAAGAGAUUGUCUUCUCGCGGCACAUCACCCCCGCGGGAACGGGCGAGUACCGCAUCGCGAACAAGGUGGUCACCGCGGAGGCGUACAACGACCGACUGAAAGACUUUGGCAUUCUCGUCAAGGCGAGGAACUUUCUCGUGUUCCAGGGCGACAUCGAGAGCGUCGCGUCAAAGUCGCCGAAGGAUCUCACGUCUCUCGUGGAGACGGUGAGCGGCAGCGAGGAGCUCAAGAAGGAGUACGAGCUCGCGCGCGUCGCGAAGAAGGACGCGGAGGACGCGCAGCAGGUGGCGUUCACGAAGCGCAAGGGUUUGCAGACGCAGCGCCGGCAGAUGAAGGAGCAAAAGGAGGAGGCGGAGAAGCAUCUGCGGAUGACCAAGGAGCUCGAAGACGCCAAGGCUGAGCGCGCGCUGUUCAAGCUGUUCCACAUCGACUUCGACGCGAAGCGGCACGAGGACGACAUCGCGGAGGCGUCCGGCGCGCUGAAAGAGCACGAGGCGAGGGUCGAGGCGUGCGCGAAGGACGUGGAGGAGAAGCGGUCGCUCAAGGCGACGCACGCGAAGAAGCAGCUGAUGCUGGAGCGUAAGGCGCGUUCUCCUCGCACUGGGUCCCUCGGUUUCAAUCCCCGCCCUCGACGCCUUUCAACUCCGCUUCUGACGCCUUUAACUCCACCCCGACGUCGCUUCGCGUGGACCCUCGACCCUAAUAAGAUCGCCAAGCACAAAGCCGACGGCGACAAGAAAAAUCCGCACGCGGUGCGCGUCAAAGAGGAGACGUCGCGGACGAAGAAGAGGCUCGAGCUCGCGACGAAGCAGCUGCAGCGGCACGCGCAGGACGCGGCGGAGAGCAAGGCGGACGUGGAGCGCCUCACGCGCGACCUCGAGAACGUCAACGCCGCGGAGAAGGCGUUCGAGAAGGACUUCGCGGAGAGACAAAAGAAGAAGAACAAGGACGGCGGCGACCUCGAGCUCGGCGCGAAGCAGAUGGACGAGUACAACCGACGCAAGGAAGAGGCUGGCGCGAAGACGUUCAAGCUGCGGCAAGAGCGCGACGGUCUCGCGGCGGCAGCGGCCGCGGAGGAGCUGACGCGCGCGCGGCACGCGAGCAAGGUUGACGAGCUCGCCGCGCGGCUCGCGGUGCUCGACGAACAGCUCGAGAGCGAACGGGCGCGCGACGCCGCGCUCCGAGACGGCGAGGCGAGCACGACGGCGGAGCUCGAGGACGGGCGCGAGCGCGAGAAGGCGAUCACGGACGAGAAGCGCAAGUCGCGCGCGAAGCAGGAGAACCUCGCCGGGAAGGUGGAGGAGCUCAGCGGGAAGUUGCGCGAGGCGAAGGCGGACCGGAAGGAGUCGGAACGCGAGACGCGCGCGGCGGAGGCGGUGACGUCCUUGCGUCGGAUGCUCCCGGGCGUGCACGGGCGCGUCACGGACCUGAUCAAGGUGUCGCAGAAGAAGUUUAACCUCGCGGUGAUCACGGUGCUCGGGAAAGACGCGGACGCGGUCGUCGUCGACGACGCGGCGACCGCGAAGGAGUGCGUGCGGUAUCUCAAAGAGCAACGCAUCGCGCCGAUGACGUUUUUACCCGUCAACCAGCUCAAGGUGUUCGAACCCGACGAGCGCCUGCGUCACCUCGGCGGCACCUCGAAGCUGUGCGUCGACGUCGUGUCGUUCGACGAGAGCGUGAAGCGCGCGAUGAUCUACGCCAUGGGCGGCGACACGCUCGUGUGCGACACGCACGAGGAGGCGAAGAGGCACUCGUUCGGCGCGGGCGACCGGCGCCUGAAAGUCGUUUCGCUCGACGGCACGAUGAUCAAGAAGAGCGGCGAGAUGACGGGCGGGAACUCCGGGUCGCUGGAGGCGAAAGCGUCGAGGUUCGACGCGGAGGAGAUCGAGCAGCUGCGCGCGGAUCGCCAGGCUGCGGAGGAGUCGCUCGCGAAGAUCAAGCCCGUCGCCGCGCUCAUCGCGGAGGAGCAAGAGUCGGCGGCGCGAUUGGCGAGGCUCGAGAAGGACCUUCAAUACGCCGCGGUGGACCGCAAGAUGUGCGCGGAGAAGAUCGAGAAACUCACCAAGGACGCCGCGAACAUCAAGCGCGAGCUCGACGCGACGUCCCCGGAGCUUAAAGCCGCGGAGAAGGCGUGCGAGAAGGCGGCGGCGGCGGUCGAGGCGGUGGAGGCGAAGAUUCACGCGGCUGAGGACGCCGUCUACGCCGAGUUCAGCGCCUCCGUCGGCGUCGCGAACAUCCGCGAGUACGAGGAGAACAACCUCGCGAUGCUGCAGCUCGGCGCGGAGGAGCGCGCGAGGUUCACGACUCAGCGCGCGAAGCUCACGGAGCAGCUCAACUACGAGCGGUCGAGGGACACGGAGGGGCCGAGGGCGAGAGCCGCGGCGGACAUCGAGCGGUUUGAAAAAGAUCUCGAACGUUUACUCGCCGAGGCGGAGAAGGCCAAGGCGGAGGCGGAGGAGCGCCGCGAGACGCUCGAGGCGUGGGAGCGAGAGGCCGCGGAGGCGAAGGCUGACGCGGAGGCGGUCGAGCAGGAGGUGAAGGACGUCCGCCAGAGGCUCGGGGUGUUGUCGCAGGAGGGCGCGAAGUUGCAGCGGCUCGUCGGGAACAAGAGGAGCGUCGUCGACGCGUUGAGAGAGUCGAGGGCGGACAUCAUCGCCGCCGCGCGGAUGGAGCGGAUCAAGCUCCCGCGCGCGGAGGACGACGAGGGCGGAGACGACGACGACGACGUUCUCGCGCUUCCCGCGCCGGUGAAGAAGCUCACGAGCGGGAUGGACGACGACGACGACGACGACGACGGAGAAGUCGACGCGGACGCGAUGGAGGCGGACGAGGAGGAGCGAAGGAAAAGCGCCGCGGGGUUCCGCGAAGCCGCGUUUAAGACCAAGCUGGAUUACGACGGUCUCGCGCCGCGUCUGAAGCAAGCGCCGCGGCCGUCUGACCGCGAGCGCAUCGACGAUGAGCUCAGGGCGAACGUGGAGAAGAAACUGACGCAGCUCGAGCGUUUAGAGCCGAACAUGAAGGCGAUCGAUCAGUACGAGGGCAUCAAAGAGAAGGAGCGCGCGCAGACUGAGGAGCUCGAGGAGUGCCGGAAAAAGACGAAAGCCGCGCACGACGCUUUCGAGCGCGUCAAAUCCGAGCGCGCGUCCACGUUCAUGGCGGCGUACAAACACAUCUCGGACGCGAUCGAUAAGGUGUACAAGGAGCUCACGAUGUCGCCGUCGCAUCCGUUGGGUGGGACCGCGUACCUCGCGCUGGAGAGCCUCGAGGAGCCGUACAACGCAGGGUUGAAAUUCACGGCGAUGCCGCCGACGAAACGGUUCCGCGAGAUGGAGGCGCUGUCCGGCGGCGAGAAAACGAUGGCCGCUCUGGCGUUACUUUUCGCGAUCCACUCGUACAAGAGCAGCCCGUUUUUCGUCCUGGACGAGAUCGACGCGAGCCUGGACAAGACGAACGUUGAGAAGAUGGCGCGGUUCAUUCGCAACCGGUCGCACGGGCUCGGCGGAGGCGCCGACGGCGCGCCGUGUCAGUCCAUCGUCAUCUCCCUGAAGGAUUACUUCUUCGACAAGGCGGACUCGCUCGUGGGCGUGACGAGGGACGUGCACGACGCGUGCUCGAGGGUUUUGACGUUCGACUUGGAGCCGUACGGCGAGCCCGAGGAGUGAGCGGAGCGAGGAGGAGGCGGGGAGAAGACUCGACUUUAGUAGACCGCGACCGCGAUCACGACGACGACGACGAGAACGAGAGGGAGAGACGGAAGAAGAAGAAGCGUUCGAACGCGUUCGCGACGAAAGAGAAGAAUGAAGAAUAGGACGCGCGCGGGAUGCGAGACGACGCGACGACGAUCUCGCGCGCGCGAAGAGUAGCAAGCUUUGUUUAUACAGCGCACGAUACGAAGUCU